Blepharisma stoltei is the source of this 300-nucleotide messenger RNA. The record is from the annotation of a GenBank genome assembly. NCBI's taxonomy places the organism in Eukaryota, Ciliophora, Heterotrichea, Heterotrichida, Blepharismidae.
AUGGAAGCUUGAAUUAUAUCAGAAUAUUUAGGCUGGAUUAUUUUAAUUUCUAUAGGGUUUUAUAUUCAGAAACAUUAUUGCCCAACUAUGCUUUUUAAUGAGCCUGAAAUAAAUAUUGUAAAACUGUUUAGAUUUUCUUUAGGUAAAUCUAUAGAAGCUUCUGAAAUUAACAAAGAUCUUGAAGAAAAAAGAAAUAAGUAUAACUUGCACUUAAGUAGCUCUAGAAUGUUUCUCGAUGCCAGUAGCGCUGAACAUCAUUCUAUAUAUGGAAAAGAAUUAAAAGUUUUAGAAAGUUAUUAA